AUGGCCGCCGAGCCGAGUAGGCUGUUAGGCCAAGGCAUGGGCAACACGGUCGAGGACGAAGACAGCGACGUCGAUGCUGAGCACGAGGAGGACGUGGACAUGAUCCAGCCUGCGCCGUACAUGGGCCACAGCCAACCGCUACCCGACGAUGAGGGCUCCGAUAUGGAUGCCGAAGGCGAGGACAUCGACGCUGAAGGCGAGGAGGUUGAUGACGAUGAGGAUGCUGGCGAGCCAGUCGGAGCAGUCAAGCUGCAGCAAGGCGAUGACAUUGACGCCGAGGGCGAAGAGGACGACGAGGAAGCCGUGCUCGACGACUCUUCAGACGAGUCCAAGAGCAGCGAGAGCGAGGUUGAUGCCGAUGGUGAAAGUGACUCGGAGUCGGAAGGGGCAAAUGAGUGGGAGGGCCAGAGUGAUACAGCAGAAGAGGGCGAUGCCGAGAUUGUGGACCCCAAUCGCUGCGUCUUCUGUGGUCAGGACGAGGAGCAUGAUCCCAGCGAGGAGUUUGAGGAAUAUCUCUCGUGCGCUGUAUGCGGGGACAAUGCCCAUCGGCAGUGCGCUCGCGACGCUAACUCACUUAAGACUGAGGAAGAUGCCGAGAACUGGCGCUGCACGGCUUGCGUGGAAAAUGAUCUGGAAGCUGAUGAGGAAGAGACUCCACGCCCUGCUGUUCGGCGGCGUUCUUCUGCUCAAAAGCUCACCAGAGACUUGUUGCCCGCUUCCCGAGGGACCAAUAAGCCCGACUCGCAUUCUGUGUUCAACACCUUGAUCCACCCAGAUGAUCCUAUGGACGGUUCCCGCUCGCUCAGGAAACGCAAGGCAGAGCCGGAGGAUCAGCCGCUGCCUGUGCGUUCAACUCGAAAGCGACGCCGAUCCUCUCAGACGCAAACGCCAUCCGAGCCUGACGCCGACGACUCGGAUGCCUCAUCGCCAGCCCCAAUCCGCGUGGCUUCGCAACCGGUGGUAACGGACGGUGAGAAAGAGUCGGAUGAGGACGAAGGGUCCAACGCUAUUAGGUCAUCGCGCCGAACGCGGCCAAGAAGGUCCGCUUCUCAAAAGGUUGACCAGCCCGGUGCCAUAAUCCUCAAAUCCACCAACAAGCAACUCGUCGUUGCCUUUACGAAUUUAGACACAUCAAAGCUGCGAGAUGUACUAAGUUCAACUGCAAAACAGAAGAAGCGGAGAGCCCGUGACCGGGCCAGGAGAGCUGAACGUGCAGCCGCGGCCGCUGCCGAACCCGAAGUCUCUCACUACCCGGCGCUCCAUAAUAACUUCACCCAAUUCUUCGGCUUCGGCGAUCGCGAGAUGGAUGAAUCAAAGUCCAAGCCUUAUGGAGGCAUCUUAUCUGAAGCGGAAGCUGAUACGAGCAAAACCUUUCCUGGUGGCGCAGACCGUAAACGCUUUGAAGAUGCACGUCUAAAAGCAGAAGACGACUGGAAAAAGAAGACCGCUCAACUAGGCACGUCUAGUGAUCACAGCCGCAGCUCGAAGGUGUCGGGACCACCAAGCAAGAUCAAAUGCAUCAAUUUUGGAGGGUACGAAAUCGACACGUGGCACGCUGCGCCGUAUCCAGAGGAAUACAGCCGGAACAAAGUCCUUUAUAUCUGCGAGUUCUGCCUCAAGUACAUGAACUCUGACUACGUUGCCUGGAGGCACAAGCUCAAAUGUCCUGCAAAACACCCCCCAGGCGAUGAAAUUUACCGUGAUGGACGUUUUUCCUUUUUCGAGGUCGACGGACGAAAGAAUCCUGUCUACUGCCAAAACCUCUGUCUCUUGGCAAAACUCUUCCUUGGCUCCAAAACGCUCUACUAUGAUGUGGAGCCAUUCUUAUUCUACGUCAUGACGGAAACAGACGAGUACGGAUGCCAUUUCGUCGGAUACUUUUCCAAGGAGAAGCGGCCAAGCAGUCUGAACAACGUAUCCUGUAUUCUCGUUCUGCCAAUCCAUCAACGAAAGGGCUUCGGGCACAUGCUGAUUGAAUUUUCGUACCUCCUCACGCGAGUAGAGAAGAAGACCGGCUCCCCAGAGAAGCCGCUAUCGGACAUGGGUCUCGUUUCCUACCGGAGUUACUGGCGGCUAAUCCUUUGUUACCAGCUCAUAGACCAACGCGGACCCAUCAGUAUCACAACCAUCUCCGAGAGGACAGGCAUGACGGCCGACGACAUCGUAUCCGCUUUGGAAGGCCUGCGUGCUCUUGUGAGGGAUCCUGUUACUAAGAAAUACGCCUUGCGCCUGGACUAUGAUUACUUCCGUCAGUAUAUCGACAAGUUUGAGGCCAAGCAGUAUCCGCAGAUCAAUGCCGAGUGUCUUGUCUGGACUCCGUAUGUGAUGGGACACAACAAUCUCUCUCACUACGACGAGGGCCCACCUUUGCAGACAGUUGCACAGCGUGAGGGCGAAGACGAUGAAAAGGUCGCGCCAGAAGAAGGGGUGCAAAUGACAGAGGCUGCUGAGCAUCCAGAGACGAAUGGCCAUCAAUCAGACAAUCAGAAUGAUGAGGCCGAAGGGAAGGAAGACGUGGCUUCUUCCGGCGAUCCCCAAAGCCCGCAGAGACCCAAAACGCCGAAAGCGAAAUCCACCGGGUCUAUCAAGUCAAACCCCUCUACCCCACAGGCCAACGGCACCUCGCGUCAGGAAUCAACACCAGCCAAAAACAAUCCUUCAGCCGGCAUACCACCCACUCGCUUUGAGGUCUUUCCGCCCAUUCCUGGCACGGCCGCGAAGAAGCGUGGACGGCCAUUCUCUUCCAGCAGCAGGCGCAACGUUACACCCGUUCGGAGCUCUACGAGGAGCGGCAAAACUCUCGGUGGCGCUAAACCGGAGACACCGCUCGCCGGACAUGGCAAACCUCUUUCUAUGCCUUCUGGACGCCGUACAAGGAGCAAGCUCGGAGAGAUUGUGGUAAACGGGCUUGAUGGGGCCAACGAUAGCCGGCAUGGGAGCGAGGAAAAGCCAGACAAUGUAAGGGGAAUCGGCAAGGGAAAGGGGGUCGGCAAGACUCGAAGUAAUGGCUAUUCAAAGCAGAUUGAGGAAGACGACGACGACGACGAUGCUGCAACGGCUAUGAGCGAAGAUGAGGAGAUUGGUAACGGGAAGGGCAAGUCUGCCCCUUCGCUUGUCGAGGUUGGCGAGGAUCUAGAUGCCGAUGGUGAUAUCGACGCUAUUGGUGAAGACGACCCUGAUGUCUGA
Molecule: messenger RNA, 3186 nt
Organism: Lasiodiplodia theobromae
Lineage: Eukaryota; Fungi; Ascomycota; Dothideomycetes; Botryosphaeriales; Botryosphaeriaceae
Product: ATP-dependent RNA helicase
Exons: 4
Coding region: 1-3186 (1061 amino acids)
Biological process (GO): regulation of DNA-templated transcription
Molecular function (GO): histone acetyltransferase activity
Source: RefSeq, a predicted model, not a curated record